UGGCUGAUAGUGUUCAACCCGCACCCUUGCGCGCACCCGUACAAUACCAGCGGUAAUAAUUCCGUUUCCCCGGCAACACUAUCCUCCCUUCCAGGAGUGAAGCCGCGUACAAGAAAGCGCCCAAGAGAGAGAGAGAGAGAUCGAGAGAUCGAGAGAGUGAGCAAGUGAGAGGAGGGUAAAAAGGUACCGACAGAAGGGCCAGAGUGUGAGUGAGAGAGGGCAGAAAGCUACACGUGAGGCCUGCCUUUCCGAGUGCGUGUGUGUGCGUGACGGGUGAGCGAGCGUAGCGAGUCCCGACUGGCUUCGACCGGCGGACACUUCGGACAGCGCAGCCGGCAACACAGGUUUCAAUCGCAAGCGGACCGCCAGUUUGAUCAGUUUGCUUCGAACUACCGCCGCAGCCGGACACGGAUCGCGGUCGCUCUCCGCUCGCUGGAGUGAAACAUAAUCGCCCCAACAUUUCUUUUCCCACAUUUUUUGGCGCGCGCGCGCUCGCCUACCGUUUUCGCAAUCGGCAGCCGGUACGAUAAACCCGGCAAAACGGUUCAGCACAAACCUGCAGCGCGGCGCAGGUUUGCGAUAGAAAAGCAUAUAGGAGAGCGCCCUAUUUCUUCAGCCCAGUGAUAUAUUAGAGUGCCCUUCGGCAGCACGGCAACAGUUGUCGGAUCCGGGGAUUGUGCGUACACACAUCCAACGCUUCGCAAUCGCGCGUGUGUAACUAUUGUGACUAUCUGUGAGGAAAUAGCUCGUCCAAACGUCGAGGACAGCAUUCCUUUGCCAACAGCGAACUAAGAACGAACACAAGCCAGCUCAUCAAACGUGUCAACCGUGGCCUGGCCCCAACAACUCCCAACAAACAGUGCCGCAAUUAGAACGGUUCUCUAGUUGCAAGUGAAGUGUGUCUGUGGAUUUGAGCAAAAAAAAAAUACAAGAAGGGUGGAACAUCCCACCCAACCACCCCCCCCCCCCCCCGCCCCGCCAAAACUCAGUGCGGAAAAACCGCCCACCGCACCCGGUGUGUGUGUGUGUGAACUUUGCUCUGCUUUGCUGAUUUACUAAAACAUAUUGUUGUGAUCGAGUGGGCAGCAGAGCUUUCGAACAGAAAAACAAAAUUUCCCGGAACGCCAACACCAUCCUACCUCCUCCCCAAACACCCCCCACCCCCCCAAAGUUGGGGUGUAUUGGAACAAGUGUGUGUGUGUGAGUGUGAGUGUGUGUGUUUGUGCGCGCGUAUGAAUCAACCGAAUGGCGCAGCAGCAGCCGGCAUCAACAGCUACCCACCCCACCCCCCCCCAAAAGUGAAUAAAAUCCCGUGACCGUGUAUUAUCUCACCGCUCGGGAGUUGUACCCCGUUUGUUUGCCGUUUCGGCCUUGCCUCUCCCCCAUGUCGUAUGGGAAGAUGUCGCACACUAUAGCACGGACAGCCAGAGCCAAGGAAAGUGAAACCGCCGCCGCCAGAACCCUGUAAGUGUGUGCGCCGCCCUUUUUGCGACAAGCAGCAGCGGUAGGGGACAGCUGCCACCGCCUGCGCGAGAAGAAGCUCGGCUUUGCACCAACAAAUACCACCCACCCACCCAUCCACCCCCCUCCGCAGUGUUUCGCGUGGGUGGACACACGCGUAAGCAGUGAGCCAGCUAGGCUGUGUAGGUGUGCCGCGGGUGUGUGUGUGUUUGUGCGCGCGCGUGUGUGUGUGUGCAAUUGUGCGAUUGUGGUGCUUAUCGCCCUGGAAUACUGUUUGUGCGUGUGAGUGUUUAACCAAGUGCACACGCGCUGCUCCUACACCUUUUUGCGCCCCAGCUAAUGCGCCUCAGUGCGUGCGUUGUGAGUGUGUGCGUGCGUGUGUUGGUGUGCUCCAGUUGUGCCGGACCCGUUCGCGCGAUCGCCCCCACUGCGCUCUACUAUCAAACUCGAAACCCGCCCAACAAUCAAACAUUCGGGGUGUUUGCACAGCAGAAGGCAAAUCCUGCGCAAAUCUCUGCCUAAUCAAACGAAAUUAGUCGUCGCUCGGUUGCGAGUGUGCGUUAAAUUUGAGUGAACAAAAAAAAAAAAGAAAAGAAAGGAAGAAAGUGUCCCCACAACCACCACGCACGACAGCUGUGUAUCUGAUACAUCUUACACACGGCCAAAUUAGGCGUUCAAAACUGCCCUUUUUUUUGUGUGAUGCCCGAGAGAUAAGCGAGCACAAUAUCGUCCAUCGAAUCGACAUACAUACACACAACAACAAAAACACACCCUGUGUGUGCUGCUCUAUCAUCUUACCUGUCGUCGAUCACCGCGCCGCUACUAUCAACCGCAUUGUUAUUGUGUGCCUGUGUGUGUGUGUGGGUGUGCGUAAAGCUGGAAUAGUAAAAUCCACUCAGCACCUAACGCACGAGCGACAAAGAGAGAGAGAGAGAGAGAGAGUGUGUGAGAGAGAAAGAAAAGGAGAUCAAACGCAGCUCAAGUAACUGUAAAUCGAUUAAAUUCCUGUACGCGAGCGCGCUCCCCCUGUGUGCGUGUGUGUGUGUCUGUGCGUCCUUCGUUAGUAAGGGCGUCCUUUCGCUCCGGUGCGAGACUUUUUUUUUCUUCACUCGCGCGUGUGUGUGCACCUGGAUAAGAGGCUUAACGGAAGCGACGUUAGUGCGCGCGUACUUGUAGCUGUUUGUGAAUUCAAAUCAAAAAGACCGCAUCGCGCCAUGGGUUCGGCCCAGCACCACUGGGAUCUGAUCAAGAUGGAGCCGAUGGAUGACGCCGACACGAACGAGCUCGGUAUGCUCGAUCCGACCAAAAUCGGGCUGGACCAGCUGAUCGACUUCGGCAUGGCGGCCGGCAGCAGCGGCGUGACAGGUGGGGCGGCCGGCGGCCUCCUGCUCAGCGGCGAUGGCUCGAUCGCGCUGACCUUCGGCAGCACCGCUAGUAGCAGCAGCAGCAGCAGCAACACCGCCACCAGCAGCAGCAGCAGCAGCCUCAGCACCAGCAGCAGUCCCCUCUCCCCGAGCAUCUCCUUCUUCGAAACGCAUCUCGGGCUGCCCGACCAGAAGACCCAGAUCCGGCACGAUUGCAUGUGGGCCGGCAUGUGCGCCGACCAGUCACAUCCGGAGAAGAGCAGCCACGCGGGCUGCGGUGGCUGUGCCCGCCAGAACCGGCACCAGCAGCAGCAGCAGCAGCAGCAGCAGGUGGCAGUGUCGGUGGCCGCCAGUCUCUCGCGCGUACCUUCCAAGGACAUUCCCAAGUCCCAAGGCGAGUCGCCGGCAGCCGUGGAAGCGGCCAGCGAGAAGCUGAAGGUGCCGGGCGGCGUGGGCGGCAGCAGUGUGCUCGCCAAUCGGCCGCUGGCCGUUGGGUUUAAGGCGACCGCGCCGGCGGCAACCAGUCUGCUAACGCCGUUCAAGGCGACCCAAAGCUCGGCCCAAAUCCCGGCCGGUAGCUCCCUCCUCAUCAAGCGUCAGCAGCAGCAGCAGCAGCAGCAGCAACAGCAACAGCACCAGCAGCUUCCCUCCCUCGUGCACGGUCUCAACUAUCGCCCGUUCCCGCCGUCACCGUCGUCGUCGGACAGCUCGGCCGGUGCGGUCGAGGGUGGCGCCAGCGACGAGCAGCAGCAGAGCGUGCGGAUGGUGCGGGUGCCGCAUCAGCCGCGCGGCUCCUUUCUGGCGGCGCGCGAGCUGGAGGCGCGAAGCGUGGCGGCACAAAACCACGCCCGGCCGGACACGCCGCUCAGCCUGGACGACGAUCCGCUCGAGUUCAAGCAUAACCUCGACCUGGUCGCCACCUGCACGAUCGGCUCGAACCAGCAGAGCCUGCUGCACACCUCCACCGCCCCGGGACUGUCGUCCGCCAGUGCGGGUAGCUUCGCCAGUAGCAGUAGUAGCAGCAGCAGCAGCAGCAGCAGCAGCAGCAGCAGCAGCAGUAGCAGUAACGGCAGCCCUACCUCCAGCACCUCGGUCGAAUCUCGCACCGGGAGCGGCACGUCGUCCAGCGGUCGGUUGAGCAGUCACUGUAGUUGCGGCGGCAGCGGCAGCAGCAGUAUAGGCGUGAUCGGCAACCACACGACCCAGUGCUACUACAACUACCUGCAGGACACGUCCAGCCUGGACGAGCUGCGCAGCAAGCAGCUGCGGGAGCAGCUGUACAUGCUGGACGACCCGUUCGGUAUGGGCGGCCCGCUCAGCAGCUAUCCGUACCACCACCACCACCACCACCAUCAUCAUCACCACGCGUCCCUGCUGCAUCUGCGGCCCGACUCGCCGGACAGCCAGCUCGAGCAGCUGCUGAUCGAUCUGCGCGAGAUCGAGGGCGAAAGCAACUCGAUGCUGCUGCUGCAGCACGGCUCACCGGCCGACACUGCUGCAAAGGAUGGUCUGCAGUCAGCGGGCCAGCGUCACCAGCAGCACCAGCAGCACCAGCAGCACCAGCAGCAGCAGCAGCAUGUAGGGGCGCGCUCGUCGGCACCGUGCGGCGGCGAGCUGAGCGGCGGUGCGCAUGCCACCUGCAGCAAGGAGUGCAGCUGGAGCAGCCUGGAGCUGUCCCACCAUCUCGUCUCGCCCGGCGGCAGCGGGAUGGAGCGCAAGCGGCGGCACCCGUACGCCCACCGGCGGCGGAUCGGCGGUACGGCGCGCGGCUGGAUCAGCGAAAAUGACGAGGACGACGAGGAGGAGGACGCGCUGAAGCAGCUCGAGGCGGAGGAGGCCUUGUACGAGAAGCAGCAGAGCGGGGCGGCCCGCUCCGCCUUCCCCUGGGAAGACGAGGAGGAGGAGGACGAAGAGGAGGAGGACGAGGAGGAGGAGGAAGAGGACGAAGACGAGAGCGACGAGGAUGGCGAGAAGGGGCAGGAGGAGGGCGCCCAGGAAGAUGAGGAAGAGGAAGAGGAAGAAGAGGAAGAGGAGGAGGAUGAGGAGGAAGAGGAGGACGCCAGCAAUGCCAGCCUGUACGGUGGUGCGGGCCGGAGUCGGAUGCGGGGCGCUCGCCACCGGUACCACAGCAACCACAGCCGGCUCCACCAGCACCGGCGAGCGGCGGCCCGUGCCACCUCCUACCGCCCGUACGACGUGGAGGCGCACAAGAACGGCAAGAAGCAGAAGAAGCAGCCGGGUGCCGCCGCCGCCGCCACCACCACCAACCAUCAUCUGCUUGCGAGCGGCGGUGGCGUCAGCACGGUCGUGAUCGCUGGCAGUGGCGCGGCCACCCUCAAGGCUGCCACGAAAUCGGCCAGUGCGAGCGGCGCCCUGAAUGGAGCGCCCUCUGGCGGCUCCCAGCAGCAGCAGCAGCAGCAGCCGGGCAGCAACAACAGCUCGCCACCGUACCAGGCGACCCACUUCGGCGACCACAGCUACACCCGCCCGAAGGGUGGCUACAACAUGAACGAGCUCGGCGUACAGACGCCGUCCGAUUCCGAUGAAGAAAUCGACGUGGUUUCGAUCGGCGACAAGAACCUGCCGACCAACCCGACCGAGCGCGACUACCGCCAGCUGCAGUCGGAGGUGGCGAGCAAGAUACGCACCGCCUCGUCCCGCGGCGCCCCGAACGGUGCGCAUACGUACGGGGCCGGUUCGCAUCACCACCACCACCACCACCAUUCCUACCAGCGCCACCAGCACCAUCUGGGCGACGGGCCCAGAUCGGGCCUGCACCAUCUCGGCGGCAUCUAUCCGACGCCGGCCGGCUCCACCACGAUAUCCGGUGCCAACACGCCGCUGCCGACCGGUAGCGGGGGCGCUAGUGCGGCCUCCUCGCCGCCGCCCGCCUGCACCACCGGCAGCAGCUCGUCCGGCGCAUCGCGGAAGCGGCAGUCGGUCGGUGGCAGUUCCGGCAAACGUUCGUCCAACGCCAGCAAACGGAUGCGCAUGUCGCACUCGAAGCGCAGCGGCGGCGGUGACGGCAGCAGCAGCAGCAGCAGCGGCAGCCGGUACGAUUCGACCGCCGCCCAGGCCCUGGCCGAGGAGCUGGACACGGUCGAGAAGCGCAACCUGCACAACAACCUGGAACGGCAGCGCCGCAUCGGGCUGAAGAAUCUGUUCGAGGAGCUGAAGCGCCAGAUACCGCAGCUGCGCGACAAGGAGCGCGCGCCCAAGGUAAACAUUUUGCGUGAGGCGGCUGCCCUCUGCACCCGGCUGAACCAGGAGGCCGAGCAGGUGAAUGAGCUGCGCCAGCGGCAGAUGAAGCUGUACGAGCGCGUGCGCUACCUGCGCGCCUCCAUCCACAGCCAGCGGCUCGGUGUGGACUAGUGAGGAGCAAAGACACAGUAAGAGAGAGAGAGAGAGAGGGAGGGAGGAAGAAGAUAAAAGAGAGAGAGAGGAGGUGUGAGAGAAGCAGUAAGACAGAGAGGAGAGAGAGAGAGAGGGUGUGUCGACGACUCCAACAACGCUCACAAUGCCGGGUAUGUUAGUGGCACACAUGACCUUGGGUUUAUUUUCUUUUAUUUUUUUUAUUUUUGCCUUUUGCUCGUUAUACAUCUACAUGGAGAGAAACCACAGGCGGAGAGAGAGAGAGAGAGAGAGAGCGACAAUUAGCAUAAACCAGUAGGGUAGGAAGAACAGAGGAGGACUUUCGGUUCGGGCGGGAUAGAGUAGGAAGAUAGGUGUAAGGUACAGAUGAUGAAAAAACUAAUAGUUCCUGAUUUUUUUUUUGUUUUUUGGGGUUUGUUUGUAAACAAGGUCUAGAAGCCUAACGUGUUAAAACAUAUUAGCUUUUUAGGUUUUUUUUUACGUAUAUAGAAAAUAUCCUAUCGGAUGCACACAUCCGCCAUUACAAUUAGCGUAGGUUACGGCAACAGUUACUGCUUAGUGAAUGAUGUUUGCGUUUAUUUUUGGACCAGUUUUGAUUGAUAAUCGUGCCGGUGUUGGCAUUGUGCGGGGCGAUCCCAGUGGCAGCUGUGCAAGGCCGGAUGCCUUUUUCCUUUCCUUGCAAAUGCCAGCCCCUUGGACGCCAGCGCGUGGGGUCAUUCGGGCAGACGAGGCCAGCAGCAUGAUCGAAAGAAGUUUGCAAACGCUUUCCCUGCUCGCUAGCCGUUUUCUACUAAGUAGUACCUCCUAUAAUCAUUACUGCAAACUGCUACACUAAUAGGUUUAUCGUAGCCCCGCGAGCUCUUUGAGAGCGCCUGAAGGAGGGGGAAUGUGAACAUUUCACACACACACACACAAAAAAAAAACGAAGAAUUGAGGAGAUUGGUAGGAGGAUGAUGGGAGAUGAUGUAUACAUCUGUGUUAUGGUAUGGUGGAUCUUGUGGACCCAUUUUCAAACCCCCCCCACCGCCCCCACCACCCCGGUAGCCGGGGAGCGGCUGGGGCGAAAGGGGCCCGGAUCGGUUUGGUUCUUCCUGCAAGUGGAUGGAUUUUGUGCUUCUUAACAUAAGUUUUCCUUCUUUUUUUUGUUUUUGCUUCCUCUUCUCUUUGCAUCAUUUGAUUGCUGCUGGGCGGUAUUAUUAUGUAAGAGCGCUGCAUACACUAAACUUCGUGAGUCUACGACAUAACGUUAUGUUUUUUUUUUGUUUUUUUUUUUUUUUUUUUUUUUUUGUUGAGCAGCAGCGGGGAGAGAGCGUAAGACGACGGACAAAGUUCAUGUGCCGUUUUUCUCUCUCUCUCUGUCUGUCUCUGGCUCUCUUUGACUUUAUUUCAUCCUAUUGCCUAUUGAUUUACGAUGCACCCACACCCCCGCCGCGGGAAAAUGGGGGAAGAGAAAGAGAGAUGGGGGGGGGGGGGGAGUAGUUUUUUUUCCCCAGUCUCCCCGCAUGUGUAAAUGGCGCUGCAAUUUGAGAGAACAAACAAACAGCAUUUAUUUGGAUGUUUUCGGUAAUGAUUGUACAUAAUUACACAUACACGCAAGCAAGUGUGCUGCAUUUUAGGUAUUAAAAAAAAGAAGCAAAAAACAAAAACAGGCAAACAAUGAGAAAAUGAGAUAAUGGAGCUGGGUGCGAACGAUGCACGAUCUUUGCAAUGAUUGUAUAUAGCCUUCUUACGGGAGGCGCGCUAUUUCAUAGGUAUUUGUCAUUUAAGGAUUGCAGCGCGCAAAAGCACAUGCGCGCGAUUUUGCUACUUUGCGCUGCACGCAAACGGUCGUGUACCUCUUCGGUAUUUUUAAUUGGGGCGCCAGUGCAUUUGCGGGCGUUAUCAGCAAACCACACAAAAAACUACUUACGAGAAGUUCUGCACUAGGCAUUACUUACCAAAAAAAAAAAAAAAAAAAAACAAUGCAUUUGCUCUCCGGACGUGUAAACACGACAACCUUAACUACUUACGGUCCCUUAACUUUGCAUACGACGUGCGCGUACACGCAGCUGUACAAAUAUUACAAACACGCUCUACCUACCCCUUUAGCAAAGCAUGCAUUAACUGUGCUAUCUUACGUAUAUAUAUAUAUACAAAUAUUCAUAUAUGUGCAUACACACAAAACAAAACAUGUACGAAGGAAGAAAGUCCUUUAACUUUCAUAUUGAUUCAAAGUGUCGUAAAGGUGGUGUUAAGGCGGCGCACGGGGUGAUCGAAUAUUUGACACGAGCAGAGCAGAGGAGGAGAGUCCCCGCUAAACAAUGGCGGGGAGCUUGUAGGAAACCGGGAUCCGUUUAUUAGAGACGCAAGAACGAGACGAGUGUGUGUGUGUGUACAGAAAGGAAAGGAGACGUUUCGGUUAAGCUUUUUUUUUUGACGAAUGAUAUGUUGCAAUCUUGUUUUUUUUUUAUUAUUAUUAUACUUUCAUAAUUUUUAUGUAUUUUACAUAAUUUUUUUUUUCACAACAAUUUUGUUGCUUAGAAUAUGAUUUACAACCUAGGUAGGGGGGGGAUGCUAGGAAACAUUUUCUAUUACAUUUUUUGGUCUUUAUUACACUUGUACAUAUUGGUUAGUGUUUUCUUUUUCUUCUUCUGCUGCUGUGUAUAGUUGGGAAAGAAAAGGGGACCGAAGAAGCGGGCAGAAGAGAUAGGCAGAGCGGUGAGAUGGAGGGAUCUGCUGGAGGGAGGGCUAUGCCGAUGCUAGGAGGUUCUGAACCAGCGAACCCACCUACAAGCGUGUCCCUCCUGGUAGCGUCCUCUCUGUAACGUUGUGUUCAUUACUUGUUACGAUUUGUGGGCGGGAGGGGGGGGGGUGGGGGGGGGCAAGGGAAGGGAAUAAAUGGUAGUGCGUGAGAAGAAUCUGCAUGUGCAUGUGUGAAAUGACAAAAUGCGAUUAAACAAAACAUGCUGAUUAUUAUUAUUAGUUUCUUUUUUUUUUUGGUAUAUUUUUACGCGGAAAAGAAAGGUUUAUUUCGAGUUUAGUUUAGGUUAGGCAGAAACAACAAAAAAAAAAACAUUUAAACGACGUAUCGGAUAGAGAUGAGAUAUGGAAAAGAGGAGAGGGAAGGGAGAGAAGGGGGGGGGGGGGGGGGAGGGAAGAGAAGAGUCCGCUAUUGCGGUGCCACGUUCCUUGGUGUGCGCGUGUUUUUUUGUUUGUUUGUUUGUGUGUGUGUAUCUGUGCUGUCCCUGCGAGGAUAAAUCAUGUGUAAGAAUGUUCCUGUUGUAUGUUAGUGUAAACCUUUUUUUUUACAUACUUUACAAUUAACAGUUGUUUUUUUUUUAAAUGUAAAAAUACAUUCAAAAAUAAUUAGUUAGGUUUUUUUAUUGAAUGAGUUGAUUUUACUGUGGGUGAGAGAGGAGAAAAGGAGCAGAAGGAGGAUAUCAAGGUGAAAGACCGGGAAAAUGUGUUGGGGAAAGGGGGGGGGGAGGGGGUGGGGGAGUGGGGAGUAGAAGUAGGAGCCAGGAGGAAAUGGGACGUAGGUAGAGGUAGCUGUCGCCAUAUAGGCAAGGUUGAUCUUUCCGCUUCUGUUUCUACUCGUCAAUUUUGCGCUCGCCAACCCCUUGUGUGUGUGUGUGUGUGUGUGUGCGCGCGCGAUAGUGUGUGUGUGAGUGGAUGGUGGUAUAUGGUGUGCGGGAAAGAAACCCCGGUGUACAAGAAAGCGUUGACGGUUGGUGCUUGAAGGGGAUGCGGAUCAUAUGCUGCGAAAUUAGGUGUUGCUCCCGCAAGAGCGCUUUAAAAGACAUUAAAAGAUACUCUGCCCUCCUCCCAGUUCAAUAUCGUAGGCAAAACAAAAAAAAAAAAAACAAACACACAGCCACACACACACACAUGCACACACUACUUCAAUGCAGAUGAGUUUUGUGCGCUACUGUUAGAUGUGUUUUCAAAAGUGUACUUCUCUUAUUUUUUUAAGGAGGUUUUUUUUUAAAUAUACUAUCAUUACUAUUGUUAGACUUAAAUGCAAAUGACUUAGAGUUGUAAGUAAUAUAUACACAUUUAAAAAAAAACAGAAACUGAAGGCAGCGAUAGGAGUUUUUCUUUUUUUUUUUAAUUAAACUAAGCGUAAUUAAGCGUAGCUUUCUUUUCCUUAGAUUUCAACCGAGGCAGACAUUUCGAUAUUGAUCAGUGCGUGUUUUUUUUUCCUCUCUGUUUUGUUCUGUUCGUGUAGGUUACCUAAAAUUACUAUCACAGCACCACUACUAAUAGUACUGGCAACAGGAAAUGUUUUUUUUUUUACAAAAUUGUUAACCUUUAUUUUUUAUGAUUUUUUUUUUUGGUUUUGUAUAAAUAUUAUCUCAAAAACAUAAGCAAAUCUGGUGUUUUCUUCUCUGCAAUCUCGUUCGCUUUUUUUUUGUUUUGUUUUGUUUUGGUUUUGUUUUGUCGCUCGGGAAGUGAGGUAUCGUUUCCUCGCAAAUAUUCGUCGACGUGUUGAGUUGCGGGUGUGUAUGUGGGCGUGUGCGGUGCGUUUGAAAAGAAAAUGGAGAAAAAGGACGAAAGAAACUGGGACUCCCGUUUUGUGUUCUGCCACCUACGGUUUUGGUUUAGAAAUAACCACCAUUGUUGAUGAUUUGAAACGUAUGAAGUCUUCUGUGAAGUUGGGAUGACGUUCUGUGCCAUUCACUACGGGAGUUUUUUUUUUUUUUUGGACUUCUGCGCAAAUGUAUUUUCCUCAAUGUGCUUCAACCAGACACAUGCGUGUUUAAUUGUUCAACCGAAUAAAAUGUUCUCCAUCGGGAAUGAUAUUAGCAGGGGCCUGAAAGUCCUUUAGUUUUGUUUGUUUGCUAUCUUAAACCUCGCAGCGAGCUAGGGGGGCAAACCACCAACACACAGGCGCGUACACACACACACACACACACACACACGCGUAAAAUUAGUGGAUGAAUUAGGUUUUGCUAGUGCGGGCUCACUUAGAAAGCGAUCUUCCCCAAGAAAGAGCGAAAUUAGGGGAAAAAAGACGGAUAGAGAACAGAAAUACUCCUGGUGAAAGCGGAAAGGAAAGAAAAGAAACGAUCGUGUACCUAGUGGAAAAGGGUCCGGACGGGUUGGGGCUGGGGCACAGGUGUGUGUGUGUGUGGGUGCGUCGCCAUCGUGCACUUGGCCGUACAACCCAUGCCAAACAGUCAUCUUUUUGUGUCUGCAUGCGGACAAAACAAACCGAUCGAAAAGAAAAGAAACAAAACCCCAGUGCUUUACCUACUUAUAUAUAACAUAUAUAUAUUAUAUACAUAUUAUUACUUGUAAACACUAUAUAACCCCUACCGGCGAACACUUCUACAGUGAAGUAAAAUUCCCCUUUUGCAUGUUUAUGAAUUGCAUCGCGUACAUUCUAAAAGAAGAAUUAAAAAAAAAAAAACAAACCCACAUACACACAGUUUAUCUUUGCAUCUAGAUAAUAAAGCCUAAUCAUAAUAAUAUAUCUGUAUACAUAUGCUGAAGUAUAUAUAUAUAUACAUGCAAGAAAUAUAUCUAUUUAUGCAUACAUAGGAAUGCCGAAUUAGGAAGUUCGUAUCAAUUUGCGAUGCGUCUUUCCGCGUUGAUAAAGGAUUGCAACAGCAACAACAACAAAACAAACUCGAGUGCAUUUUUUUUCGUAUUUCUUUUAAUAAUUACUUGGUUUUGGAUAAACGCUUGGAUUACACCAAAAACAACGAACGAGCAGCAAAAACGUUCGCUCAACAUGCUAAUAUUUUGUAAGCGAUUUUCUUUACACAUUUACUGAUUAUCGUAAUGAAACGCAAGCACUGCUUUUCCGCCGUACAAAAUGAAAACUGCUCGCCUCGCCACUCACUCCGUUUUACAACAACCAAAUCAGCUCCAGUUUCAGGCUUUGUUGUUUUGUAUUGUGUUUUUGUUUCUUCUCCUGUUUGUUUGUUUGUUUAUCUAAAUUUAUAGUCCCACGACGGGAUCGGAAGUUCCGUGCUCUCCGUGCUUGCGGAGAAUUCUUUCCUUGACACUUGAAAGCAAUAUAUAUGUGUGUGUUUUUUUGUUUGUUUCUUUGUUUGUGUACGACUAGGGAAAGGAUGAGUCCUAUAUUUUACCUAUACUGAUUUUUGUUUUGUUUUAACUGAUUAAUCGAAGUAACAACAACCCAAAAGGGAAAUAGAAUAACUUCAAAUGAGAUUCAAAGAAACAAAUAGAAAGAGAGAGAGAGAGAAAGAGAAGCAGUAGCAAACAAAGUGUGAAGCAAAGCAGAACAUUACAAGUACAAUAAGAAUCACACUAAGAAUCACUAAAAAACACACACACGACACAACCACCUGGGGAGGUUCAAUGUUCUCUCCUUGUUUAGGCACACGGUUUAGAUUUCGGGUGUGUUCCGUUUUUGGGGGCACGCAAUCUAUUUUCUUUCUUUUUUUUUUCAAUAUAUUCCUGAUACGCUUUCAGAAAAAGCUCGCAAAGUUCCAAACCAUGAAAUUGGAAGUGGAUGGCAUGGGUGGGAAGGGGGUUUGCGAUGAUGGGUGGAAGAAGAUAACUGUGACUUGAGAUUAGUACGUAAAACCGUGGUAUGUGUGGCUGGAGCAUUCACUAUCAUUACUAUUAUACUACCUUCCCCUAGACUUCCCCCCCCCCACCCCCUCUCCUGCCUUUGUUAGCCACACUGAUCUGUUCGCACUCUGUGGGUGUCAUAAAACGCCAAGUCAUCAUCUCGCUACCUGAUCUCCCGACGAGAUCAGCGAAACUGUUUUCUGUUUUAUUUUUGCCGUUUUUGUGUAAAGCUAGGAAUUUCUUAAAUGCUAAUUAAAUUAGCGCAUAAGCCAGGCAAUUGAUGCAGUUUAUAAAAAAAAAGUAAACUAAACACCCAAAUGCAAUAGUGUAUAGAGAACGGGCGCAGCCAAGAUAGUAAGGAUUAAAACAAACAUUAAAUAUAUAUAUGGACAAGAGAGAUAGGAAGAGAAAGAGAGAAAGAGAGAGAGAGAGUGUGAGAGAUAGAGAGAGAGAGAGAGAGAGAAAGAGAGAGAGAGAGAGAGAGAGAGAGAGAGAGAGAGAGAGAGAGAGAGAGAGAGAGAGAGAGAGAGAAAGAGCGCCAGAAGACGGAAUAAGGUGGUAGGAAUGGAUGAAUCGGACAAAAAAAGGUAAGGGCUUGCUAUUUGUUUGCAGUUAGAAAGGCAUUGAUUGAUUGGUUGAUUGAUUGAAUGGUAGUUAGUUGAAACAAUGUUGAAAACGAAAAGCUAAAAACAAAACUGAACUAAUGUCGCGCGAAUGUUAUAACGAAAAUCCAAUAAAAUAAAACAAAACAAAAACACA
Messenger RNA from Anopheles gambiae (African malaria mosquito), 13481 nucleotides. RefSeq lists its product as uncharacterized. The record is from RefSeq and is a predicted model, not a curated record. Gene Ontology annotation, molecular function: DNA-binding transcription factor activity, RNA polymerase II-specific; RNA polymerase II cis-regulatory region sequence-specific DNA binding; protein dimerization activity. Bases 2676 to 6197 code for a protein of 1173 amino acids. Gene Ontology annotation, biological process: regulation of transcription by RNA polymerase II. The transcript has 3 exons. NCBI's taxonomy places the organism in Eukaryota, Metazoa, Arthropoda, Insecta, Diptera, Culicidae.